AGAGUAGAGAGGAGGUGCUUGGGGCGACGUGGGGGGGAAAUUGCUGAUCUCUCACUACGCAGGUUUGACUUUUCCCGACACCGACCAACAUUGUCAUUGACAGUAAAAAAUUAAAAUAAAAGGUGGAUGGCAGCAACUGCAUAGCUGUCUACGUUUUAAAUCUAGUGAAUUAUAUUUUACUAGCUAGUAGAUGAAUACAGGUCGGUUGCUGUGAGCAGUCAAACGUUUUAGUACAAAGCCAGCCAACUACUUUUGCAAAGUCAGCACAGCUAACGUUGGCUAGCUUGCGUCAUUUUGGUGAGAGUUUGCUAGCUACCUAACGAGUAAAAUUAGUAUUUAUUUUAGCUAAACACAAUUAUAGUAUUACUCAGAGGUCCGCGCUUACGAAGUCGCUAGUUUUUGGUUCAGCUAACUCGCUAGUUGGUGUAGUGACCGACUUACCGGCAAAAUGUCUUUGACAUUAAUAAUCGAUCCCUAGCGAACUUCAAAGCCAGUUGGGGCUGUAAACAAACAGCGACAAGACGGCAAGAGAAGGGAAGGAGGCGCUUGAAUCGCUCCUUCAGGAUUCAUCCACUGCAUCAUCAAAAAUGGAGUUGGCACUGCAGCAGCACAGAGAGGGAGAGAGGUGAAAGAGGGAGACAUGCAACAGAAACAGGAUUCUCAAGGAGGCAAACCCUCAAGCAUCCUGGGAAAGGCGCAUCCAGCUCUCAAGGCCUUCAUGUGUGGCUCCCUCAGCGGUACCUGCUCCACGCUGCUCUUCCAGCCUCUGGACCUGGUCAAGACGCGCCUGCAGACCCUGCAGAACACCAUGAAGCCUGGAGCUCCUAAGGUGGGGAUGAUGACGGUGCUUAUCCAGGUCAUUCGGACAGAGAGCUUCCUGGGCCUGUGGAAGGGAGUGUCACCGUCUUUUGUGCGCUGUAUCCCAGGCGUAGGGAUCUACUUCUCUACCUUCUACUCACUGAAGCAGCACUACUUCCAGGAGGGCCGGGCCCCUAACGCUGGGGAGGCUGUGCUGCUGGGGGCCGGAGCCAGGGCCGUGGCUGGGGUCUGCAUGCUGCCUGUCACCGUCAUCAAGACACGCUUCGAGAGCGGACGGUACAACUACGUGAGCGUCCUGGGAGCUCUGAAGAGCGUGUGUGAGACGGAGGGACCCAGGGCUCUGUUCUCCGGGCUGACGGCCACACUGCUCCGAGACGCCCCCUUCUCUGGCAUCUACGUCAUGUUCUACAGCCAGGCCAAGAGGUCCCUGCCACCGGAGGUGAGCUCGUCGCCCUAUGCCCCAUUAGGGAACUUUGGCUGUGGGGUGAUGGCCGGAGUACUAGCCUCUGUGGUCACCCAGCCAGCUGACGUGGUCAAGACUCACAUCCAGGUCAGCCCUGCCCACUGGACCACCAAGGACGCCAUUCGCUACAUCUAUACGGAGCAUGGUCUGAGGGGUUUCUUCCGUGGGGCUGUGCCACGCUCUCUGAGGAGGACUCUGAUGGCAGCCAUGGCCUGGACCGUCUACGAACAGCUGAUGGCCCGCAUGGGACUCAAGUCCUGAGGAGAGGAGACAGGGAGGAACUGAUAAAGGAGGAAUAUGGGGACUUGUUUUUAUACAAAGCAGCAGUAUGAAGUAGAAGAAAGAGAGGAGGAUGAGAAGGAGUGAAGGAGGAGGGAGAGAGGAGGUGUAGGGACUGUUUAUCACUGCAACUAGCUUGGGAAAGAAAGAGGUGGGUGUCUGUGGCAUGGAAGAGUGUGUGUGUGUUUUACAUGUUGAUGGUUAUGAGAGUUAUUGUGAAUGUUUGAUGUAUGUCCUUACAUUGUCAAACCUGACCUUAAAUGACAUCCCCUUUUGCUGAGAACUGAACUGAUCCCUCUCUGACUGGGGAGACCAUAGAGAACUAUCUAUUUCUAUGGGGGAGACCAUAGGGAUGUAUUUAAUAUAUUUCUAUGGGGGAGACCCUCUCCGACUGGGGAGACCAUAGAGAACUAUCUAUUUCUAUGGGGGAGACCAUAGGGAUGUAUUUAAUAUAUUUCUAUGGGGGAGACCCUCUCCGACUGGGGAGACCAUAGAGAACUAUCUAUUUCUAUGGGGGAGACCAUAGGGAUGUAUUUAAUAUAUUUCUAUGGGGGAGACCCUCUCCGACUGGGGAGACCAUAGAGAAUGAUCUAUUUCUAUGGGGGAGACCCUCAGACUGGGGAGACUAUAGAGAAUGAUCUAUUUCUAUGGGGGAGACCAUAGGGAUGUAUUUAAUAUAUUUCUAUGGGGGAGACCCUCUCCGACUGGGGAGACCAUAGAGAAUGAUCUAUUUCUAUGGGGGAGACCCUCUCCGACUGGGGAGACCAUAGAGAAUGAUCUAUUUCUAUGGGGGAGACCCUCAGACUGGGGAGACCAUAGAGAAUGAUCUAUUUCUAUGGGGGAGAACCUCAGACUGGGGAGACCAUAGAGAAUUAUCUAAUUAUAUUUCUAUGAGGGAGACUCUGCCUGGGGAGACCAUAGAGAAUGAUCUAAUUAUAUUUCUAUGGGGGAGACCUUCAGACUAUGACCACUGUGGUUUAGCUCUGGAUACCACUCCAGUGACAGAGACUGUCGCCGACUGUCACCCACUACCACUGUCUAUGACUAUGAAUGACUGGGACUAACAUCUAGGUCUCUCUAACACUCCCAAGAUGAAACAGCAGCUUUGAUUGAAUUAGCUCAGCAAGAGGUUAUCCGCUGGCUAAAAGUGUAGUGGACAGGACAAAGCUACCCAGUGCCAUAACCACGCAACAUAUUUACAAAUGACCGGCAGAAUACAUUAUAACAGCACAGUGAUUAUUGUGACCUGUCGACUGACUGAAGGAAGUACUAUAUUUAUUGACUGACUAAAAUAUUUCUUACUAGCUUGGACAAUCAAGACAAUAUUGCUGUGCAUUGUAGCAAAAGACUAGGCUGAUAUUUUCUAUACUGCAACUGCACAAUUAGCUACGAGCAACUUGGCAUUGGCAUACUUAGCCAUAUUAAAAUAGUGUACAGCAGGUGUUCUCUAUACCCAAUUCAACUGGGAUCUCAUUUCUAGUGCAUUCCAUUCUGGUUGCAGUGUUGUAGACCGGAUGUGCUUUAUCUAACCAGUAAUAAUAGUCAAUCCCAGAGUCAUAGAUGGAUAAUUGGCUCUAGUCAAUGCCAUUGGAACCCAGACAAUGCAACUCUGGCCCCCAUUGUGCUGUAGCAUUGUGAGACAAUAGUCAACAUCACGAUCAUGAACAUGCAGCUUCAGCAUCACUGUAUUACAUGGGCCGGAUUCAGUAGUCACAAAAAGAAAGCAAACCGGAGGGACUAGCUUAUCUUGUCCUAUAUGACAUGUAAAAUGUUUUUGUUUUUCAAUGCAAAACAUUUUGCUACGGUGUGCACUAAUGUACACUACCCAGCUAAAUAUAGGAAUCCAUAUCAGUGAUGCACAGCCAUGGUCCUGGAUGGUCUCUUAUUAGUUUUGUAAAUGAAUAGGCCCAUGUAUUCAGCAUUUUGAGUAGUUCAUUUUUGGAAGCCCAUACACGUGUAUAUAUUUUUAACCCACAGUGUCCAAUGUCAUGGGUAUUAUUUUUUUAACAUGUCAGUUUUAAAGAGAUGUGUUAUAUUUAAAAGUAUUGUUAGAGAUUCCAAAUAUACACUAAGUGAGCGCUACUCAGUAUUAGGAGGGUGUUCUUAAUGUUUGGAAUACUCAGUCUAUAGAGCCUGAGGCUUUGAGGACCAGAGAUGGCUGAGAGAAACUGAUUUAAAUCCAGUACCAUCACUAACUACAAUCACUGUUUGCCAACUGUUUUUGCGUUUUACACAGACAAAACAGCUUCAAUAUACACUGUGGCCAGUUUAUUAGGUACAUCCAUCUAGUACCGGGUCGAACCCCCUUUGCUUCCAGAACAACCUGAAUUCUUUGAGGCGUGGAAACGUUGCUCAAUUGCUAUCAAGGGACCUAACGUGCGCCAGGAAAACUUUACCCACACCGUGACACCACCGCCACCAGCAUGGAUGGUGCAAUGGACUCCUGCUGUUUAUGCCAAAUCCUGACUCUGCCAUCAGUAUGAAUUAACAGGAACCUGGAUUCGUCAGACCAGGCAAUGUUUUUCCACUCCUCAGUCCAGUGUUGGAGAUCACGUGUCCACUGGAAGCGCUUGUUGAUAACUUAUAGGGCCGGACCCCGGUGUGGUUGUCUGUUGCAAUAGGCCAUCCUAGACUAGGAUAGAUGAGUUGCGCAUCUCGAAAUGCCGUUCCCCCCCAUUAUUUGCCUGUUUGUGUCCCUCCUGUUAGCUUGCACAAUUCUUGCCAUUCUCCUUCGACCUCUCAUUAACAAGCUGUUUUCACCCACAGGACAGCCGCUUACUGGAUGUUUUUUGUUUGUCGCACCAUUCUCCGUAAACCCUAGACACUGUCGUGAGUGAAAAGUCCAGGAGGCCGACCGUUUCCGAGAUACUGGAACCAGCGCGCCUGUCAGCAACGAUCAUACCACACUCAAAGUUGCGUAGGUUACUCAUUUUUCUCAUUCUAACGUUCAAUCGACUGGUAACUAAAUGCCUUGAUGCUGCUUUUUAUAGCAAGCCACGGCCACGUGACUGUAGGAGCGAACCAUUUUUGUGAACGGACCUAAUAAACUGGCCGCUGAGUAGUUUGAGUCAUUGAGAGGGGAAACACUGAGUUAACCCUAGCUCAAUGCCAGUCAGUGACUGCACUUUAGAAUUCAACGCAUAUUUAUUCAUUCAUUCAAGCCCCUUAGCAGUGGCUGGUAAAAGGACUGGGGUGAUUGACGUUUCUUGAGAAUUGGUAGCUCUUCAGCCCUUGUCUGUGUUUGUGUUGUCGUUACACCAAGUUGAUUUGUGCCAUAACAUUUUUACCUUGGCGAUUAUCAUCACUAUCACUAUUGUCCUUGAUAUUGUGACUUUACACUGUAUAUUGUCUGUUAUUAUUGUCAAUAUUUUGUCUGUGUGUGUGUGAGUUUGCUCAGAUCGAUGCUGUGCCUGUUUUGUUUUUAAGUGAAUAAAAUUCCCCCCAUUUUUGUACAAUU
Messenger RNA from Oncorhynchus kisutch (coho salmon), 5018 nucleotides. Its product is annotated as mitochondrial glycine transporter B-like. Gene Ontology annotation, biological process: glycine import into mitochondrion. Gene Ontology annotation, cellular component: mitochondrial inner membrane; mitochondrion. Bases 641 to 1543 code for a protein of 300 amino acids. NCBI's taxonomy places the organism in Eukaryota, Metazoa, Chordata, Actinopteri, Salmoniformes, Salmonidae. The record is from RefSeq and is a predicted model, not a curated record. The transcript is spliced from 9 exons. Gene Ontology annotation, molecular function: glycine transmembrane transporter activity.